This is a messenger RNA of Fusarium subglutinans, 1140 nucleotides long. RefSeq lists its product as uncharacterized. The record is from RefSeq and is a predicted model, not a curated record. NCBI's taxonomy places the organism in Eukaryota, Fungi, Ascomycota, Sordariomycetes, Hypocreales, Nectriaceae. Bases 1 to 1140 code for a protein of 379 amino acids. The transcript has 2 exons.
AUGACUCCUCAUCUUAUGGAUCCCAAGGGUUUUAUUCUGCAGAACUGCCUUGUGUCCACCCAAGGCUCGGAUGCUGACUUUCAAGUCCUGACUCGGAUCGACCUAAGUCGUCAGUGGUAUGCUUUCGUUCUCAAGACAGAAGGCGGGAAACGCACCAAAUAUCUUGAGGAGAAGGCUCCUCGACUUGAGCGUGCACUCGAAUUGCUCCACGAGGCCUCGGCUCGUUUGGUAGAUCAGUAUGUGACCUGUUACGGCUACGAUCUUCCUCCUGGUGCCACCAAGAGCUCAUCUGGUAUGCGCGGUAGUUCAGUGAAACCAGAUGUCAUUGCUUGUAGCUCCUCUGACAGCGAAGCCUUUGCCUCGGACUCUGACGAUUCUGCACUUCCUCCCCGUCGCUCCCACCGACGAAGCCAUCGCAGUGGCAGGGUGGGUGGCGAAGCAGCCAACACACGACCGGACCGAGUAGAGGCAGAUUCAGGUAGCGAGAGUGAUGAGCCUACUAGUCGCCGUGCCCCUUUUUGGGUAUCUCCUCCUCGUCCAGCAGGAAUGCCAUCUCACGGCCAGCCCCCUGCCCCUCAGCCAUGGGGCUAUUCGAUGCCAAUGCAGGCACAGGCACAAGCACCGGCACCAGUCACUGCCCCUAUUCCAGGCAUUCGACCAGGUCCCUCGAUGGUUCCUCCACCACCAGGUAGAAACAUUCCUAUUCCGCCCAUGGUUGGCAAGUCGUAUCCUGCACGUCUCAACAUCACGUGGGCAGGCAAUGGAAAGAGGAACAUGCUAGUCAACGUCUCGCCAACUGUUCACUACUUGCAGCAAGUUGCAGUCAACGAGGCAAACAUGCGCCCUACGGGGUUUGCCAACUCAUCUCCGGCGCCAUACCUCCCUCUGCCGAAUCGUUCUAGCAAUGGUCACGCUGUUCUCAGAGCCAUGGUACGCCGUGUCACGCUGGACGAGGAUGAGACGUAUGAGAUUGCGGCUUUUGGAAAUGACUUGUCUGCCUUGUUCCGCAGUACUUCGAGCAUCCCCAAGUUCGAAAUCGAAAUCAUCAAUGCCAAUGUUGUCCCCAUGUUUCCACCAAUGCCUCCUCCGCGUCCUGCCUCGGUUGCCUCCUCGCGAAGCAGCCUCGAAAUUGCGGACUAG